GUCGAUUAACUCUCGCCGGAGACAAACCCAUCUCUUAAAAAGUCUCUUUCGUAAACUCGAAGAGAGAGAGAGAGAGAGUUAGUUGUGGAGAGAGAGACAGAGAAGAAGGUUGGUUCGGUCGGUCCUCCUCUCUCUCUCUUCCCCGAGUAUGGUGAGAGUAGUACUUAGCAGUAAUGGAGAGAGCAAGAGACUUUAAAACCCCCCAUUUCUCUCUCCUUUUUUUCCCUUUUGUCCAUUAAAAACCCAUCAGUUACGCAAUUUCUAAAGGGUUGGGAGAGAGAAAGAGAGUUUUGGAAUCUGUAAUGAAUGUGAAGAAGCAAAAAAGGGUUAAGAGAGAAAAGAAAGAAAGCACUAAUGGCGGCUUUAGGUGAGGCUUUGAGGUGAAAGCUUAGAGCAAAUAGAGAUCAUCACUACCCUCUCUAUUUUCUCUUUCUAGGUUGGGCUCUGUAGACUGUAUAAACCACAAGAGACAUAAUUACGGCUAAAUAACCCAUUUUUUCCCCCUCUAUUUAGCUGAAUUUUUUGGGUGUGAGUGAACAAAAUUCUUUUCUGUAAUCAAUAAUUUCUUGCCUAAAACAAAACCCUUUCACCUCCCGUAAUCAUCGCCUCUGCAUCUUUCUUCAGAUUCUCUUCCGUUUCGUUUUCUUUUAAUCUCUCUUCUUCUUCUUUUUUUUUUUUUCUGGUGGGUGCAAAAAAAAAAACCUUUUUUUGUUUUUCUUCUCUUCUGGGUCUGUGUUAAUGGCGACAGUGGUGUAAAUGGACCAUUAACAGUUUGUGGUUGGGUGAAACUAGUAAAAGAGAAAAGAAAGUUGUUUUAGCCAUAGAUUAAACAGUGUUUACUGUUUGCUUAUUUGUCUCGACAUUUAGAAAAAAAAAAAGAUGAGUUUCGUCGUCGGCGUUGGCGGAAGUGGGAGUGGAAGCGGCGGAGACGGUGGUGGUAGCCAACAUCACGACGGCUCUGAAACUGAUAGGAAGAAGAAACGUUACCAUCGUCACACCGCUCAACAGAUUCAACGCCUCGAAUCGAGUUUCAAGGAGUGUCCUCAUCCAGAUGAUAAACAGAGGAAUCAACUUAGCAGAGAAUUGGGUUUGGCUCCAAGACAGAUCAAGUUCUGGUUUCAGAACAGAAGAACUCAGCUUAAGGCGCAACAUGAGAGAGCAGAUAAUAAUGCACUAAAGGCAGAGAAUGAUAAGAUUCGAUGCGAAAACAUAGCCAUUAGAGAAGCUCUCAAGCAUGCUAUAUGUCCUAACUGUGGAGGUCCUCCUGUUAGUGAAGAUCCUUACUUUGAUGAGCAGAAGCUUCGGAUUGAAAAUGCACAUCUUAGAGAAGAGCUUGAAAGAAUGUCGACCAUUGCAUCAAAGUAUAUGGGAAGACCAAUAUCCUCUCAACUCUCAACGCUACAUCCAAUGCACAUCUCGCCGUUGGAUUUGUCCAUGACUAGCUUAACUGGUUGUGGUCAAGGUCCUUCACUUGAUUUUGAUCUUCUUCCAGGAAGUUCUAUGGCUUCUGUGCCUAAUAAUCUGCAUUCUCAGCCUAACUUGGCUAUAUCGGAGAUGGAUAAGCCUCUUAUGAACGACAUUGCUAUGACGGCUAUGGAAGAGUUGCUUAGGCUUCUUCACUCAAACGAACCUCUGUGGACUAGAGCAGAUGGUUGCAGAGACAUUCUCAAUCUUGGAAGCUAUGAUAAUGUUUUUCCAAGAUCAAGUAACCGAGGGAAGAACCAUAACCGUCGAGUCGAAGCAUCUAGGUCAUCUGGUAUUGUUUUCAUGAAUGCUAUGGCACUUGUCGACAUGUUCAUGGAUUGUGUCAAGUGGGCAGAGCUAUUUCCUUCGAUCGUUGCAGCGUCUAAAACACUUGCAGUGAUAUCUUCAGGAAUGGGAGGAACCCAUGAGGGUGCAUUGCAUUUGUUGUAUGAAGAAAUGGAAGUGCUUUCUCCUUUGGUAGCAACACGUGAGUUCUGCGAGCUACGCUAUUGUCAGCAGAUUGAACAAGGAAGCUGGAUAGUUGUAAAUGUCUCCUAUGAUCUUCCUCAGUCUGUUUCCCACUCUCAGUCCUACAGAUUCCCAUCUGGAUGCUUGAUUCAGGACAUGCCUAAUGGAUAUUCCAAGGUUACGUGGGUUGAACAUGUCGAAACUGAAGAAAAAGAACCGACUCAUGAGCUAUACAGAGAGAUGAUUCACAAAGGGAUUGCUUUUGGAGCUGAACGAUGGGUCACCACUCUCCAGAGAAUGUGUGAAAGAUUUGCGUCCUUAUUGGCACCAGCUACAUCAUCCCGUGAUCUCGGUGGAGUGAUUCCAUCUCCGGAAGGGAAGAGAAGCAUGAUGAGACUUGCUCAGAGAAUGGUUAGCAACUACUGCUUAAGUGUCAGCAGAUCUAACAACACUCGCUCAACGGUUGUUGCGGAAUUGAACGAAGUUGGAAUCCGUGUGACUGCACAAAAGAGCCCUGAACCAAACGGCACUAUCCUCUGCGCAGCCACCACCUUCUGGCUCCCAAGCUCUCCUCAAAAUGUCUUCAAUUUCCUCAAAGACGAAAGAACCCGUCCUCAGUGGGAUGUUCUUUCAAAUGGAAACGCCGUUCAAGAAGUUGCUCACAUCGCAAACGGAUCACAUCCCGGAUGCUGCGUAUCGGUUCUACGUGCAUCGAAUGCAUCACAGAGUAACAACAUGCUAAUUCUACAAGAAAGCUCAAUAGACUCAUCAGGAGCACUUGUGGUGUACAGUCCGGUGGAUUUAGCAGCACUGAACAUCGCAAUGAGCGGUGAAGAUACUUCCUACAUUCCUCUCUUGUCCUCAGGUUUCACAAUCUCACCAGACGGAAGCCGAACCAUUGAGCAAGGAGGAGGAGCCUCGACGAGCUCAGGACGGUCAUCAUCAUCAAGCGGUUUUGGAGGAGGAGGAUCGUUGAUAACGGUUGGUUUUCAGAUAAUGGUGAGCAAUUUACCGUCGGCUAAACUGAAUAUGGAGUCGGUGGAAACGGUUAAUAACCUGAUUGGAACCACUGUGCACCAAAUUAAAACCGCUUUGAACAACUGUCCUAGUGCUUCAACUACAGCUUGAAAAGCCAUUAAAAGCUCUUCUGCUCUCUUCUGGGUCUCUCUUUCUCUUCAAUGAUGGAACAGAGAAGGGAAUUAACUCUUCUUUGCCUUCAAUGCCAGAGAGAUAGAGAGAGAGAGAGAGAGACAUUAACUCCAAUUGUUCUGCUGCUUCUGUUGGUGCUGUUCUUGGACAACCCUCAUUAAAAAAACCAGCUGGAUUCUUCUCUCUUCAUUUGUUUUUUUCUUUUAUUUUUGGGGUUUUUAAUGAGAAUUUUAGGGUCUUUUUUUAUUACUAUUGUUUUGGUAGAAACUGGAAGUCAAGAACGCACCAUGCAACUUUGACUUUCUUUGUAUGGUUCGGGCAUUGAC
Molecule: messenger RNA, 3407 nt
Organism: Eutrema salsugineum
Lineage: Eukaryota; Viridiplantae; Streptophyta; Magnoliopsida; Brassicales; Brassicaceae
Product: homeobox-leucine zipper protein HDG11
Exons: 10
Coding region: 880-3060 (726 amino acids)
Biological process (GO): regulation of DNA-templated transcription
Molecular function (GO): DNA-binding transcription factor activity, RNA polymerase II-specific; DNA binding; lipid binding
Source: RefSeq, a predicted model, not a curated record